AUGCCGGGCUUAUGGAAGCUCCUCUUGCCGCUGCUGCUGCUAGGGGGCAGGAGUUUGGCACAAACAUGCCUCGAUGCCCUUAACAACGAUCAGGUAGACGCGUGUGUAUGUUACUCUCUGGAAUAUGUUGUCAGUUACGUCGCCUACAUAGCCGUUUCUACGUCAUACACAUCCAACUGUGAGGCUCUGCCCACACUCUCAGCCACUACAUCCGCAGCUGCGCGAUUCCUAGAGAGCAACCUCGGCGGGGGCAACUAUUCAGGGUAUGUGACUAUCAGCAAUGGAGUUUACACGGGCACAGAUAUCUUGGCCGGGCCGACGACACGGGCGAUUUUGGGACUUGAUGGGUCAGGGACGCUCGUAGUGGAGGAUCCGCCCUCGUAUACGACAGUUUCUCGAACUGGUACGGCAACAGUAAGCCCUGUAUCGCUUCCGAGCUUCAUUAACUCCACGAGCUUCCUAACGACGAACCCCAUCACGGCACCGCAAACCAUCCUUGUCGCCAACCCCACGCCUGGGGCUUCUAUAGCCUCCCGGGGGACUGUAGUCGUCGCGGUCCCUGACCCAAGAUUAUACAACACGAGCACCCUCGCUUACGCCGGAACCGACCCCCUAGGCGCAGCUCGGACGACUAUUUCGACUAUUGCUGAGUCUGGAUUUGUGCCUGGCACCUACGUCGUUGCCGUCGCUACCACGACUGUGCCGGACGUAUCCUACGAUGUUUCUACCGUUGCAUACACUGGAACAGCCGCCCUUUCUGGUCCAACUGUAGUGUCAGUCAUCCAGCCUACGAAUAGGAGCGGUCGAGGGACCGUCGUGAUUGGGGUUCCUCCGACCGGGGUUCCGCCACCUCAGGUGACCUCGAUUGUUCCAUAUGAGGGCACAAGUUCGAUUACAGGAGCGACGACGAUACUCAACAGGCCCUUUGAUGGCACCGUACCAGGAACUGUCGUAGUUGGACUGCCUCCAUCUUCUUUCAUCACCCAGACUGUGCCAUUCACGGGCAAAGAAGUCCUCACGGCCCCGAUCACAAUUUCGAUAAUCCCGCCGAGCGGAUCUCAACUCGGGACCGUUGUCGUCGGAAGUCCAUCAGCCACAUUCCUGGCCAGUUUCGUCCCCUUUACCGGAUCGACUCAGGAGACGCUGUCUGUGAUUCAGCCUACGGGUACAUCCCCUGGAAUUGUGAUCAUUGGACAGCCCGGAGAUCCUUACGCUGAUGUCAAUGAUCCUACUUUGACGUCUGCAUCUCAAGUAAUGCCAACCCGAUACGUCACGUCGAUUGUCACAUAUACCCCUGCUUCAGACGCUCCAAAUACACCAUCUACUUUGGCGGUCAUAGAUGGCACGGUGAUUAUUGGUUUGCCGCGUAUCAUUUCCCCGGCUGCGACUGGUUCAGACUCGUUCAUUACUUCUGCAAGGGGAUCUUUUGUCACCUCAACCAUAGACUUCACUGAAGGUGCAGACUUGCCGACGGGCGUUGAUCCCGUGGGAACCAUUCCUGGAACCGUCUUUGUCUAUGCUCCAUCGGCAGCCAGAGACCUUGGGCCGUCGUUCGUCACAUCAGAGGUCAUUUUGCUUGGGACGGCAGCUGGCUCGGCACCUACAACCGUCUCGAUCGUGGAACCAACGGACGGGCUCCCUGGAACUAUAAUCAUCGGAAGACCGGCCAUUUUCGUUACUUCGACAGUUCCUUGGACAGGUUCGAUUCCUUUGCCAUCUCGGACAACAGUUGCCGUCGUGGCUCCCUCUGGAGACAGCCCUGGCACAAUUUUCGUCGCGGACCCCACGUCUUUUGGUAGACAGUUCUCAACCUCCUUUGUUCGCCUUUCCGGUUCCUUAGAAGAGGGGGCCGCAACAACACUGACGCUGAUCCCCGGCCAGGGGACUUCGCAACCAGUUGUCGUCAUUGGAGUGCCUGACGAUUAUAUAACUUCCACUGUUGACUUUAGUGGCACAGGGAUCCUGACAACGAGAACUACGCUUUCGACACUGCCUCCGAAUGGUGUAGCACCGGGCGUCAUCAUUGUCGCUGACCCACCGACAUCAGUCUCACCUGGUUCUGCCGUUGUCACGGCCGGAGUUUCUGAUGGCACUCAGCCCAACUAUGUCACCUCAACGGUGGUGUAUGGUGGAUUGACUACAUCUGUCCUGACCAGCGUUCCGCCCUCCGGUUCCAACAGGGGUACAGUGGUUCUCGCUGUUCCUUCAGCGGCUGCAGGAAACCCGUCGCCAACACCCGUGUCCCAGUUGAACAACCCGAGCGUGGCGCGAGCCUCAUUCGUUACUUCGACUAUUGUCAGUCUCGUUGGCUCUUUAGUUGCCUCACGAGCAACCAUCUCAACUGUUACACCUGACAUUGCGAAUUCUAUCCCUGGCACAUACGUCGUGGCCUUACCCAACGCCUACAUCACCUCCACAGUACCAUGGACUGGAGAAGUGCCCUUGUCGACCGUUACUACGAUUUCUAUCAUACCUCCUUCCAACUUCCAGCCUGGUGUGAUCGUAGUGGCUGCCCCGAAUGCGAUAGACUCAUCCACCACACAGGCAGUGGGCAGUGGCACAGUUCCAACUCCAGUUCUUGCAAGCAAUGCUUCCCCGGGAAACUCACCUACACCACUCUCUGUCACUCAACUACCAGCUCAGACGCUUUUCACCACCUCAACCGUACGUCUAGCAAGUGAUCUCGGGAUUUCAUCAGCGACGAUCUUGACUACCCAACAAGCUAGUCCAGGAUCACCAUCCACGGUGUUGCUUGGUGUUCCAGACCAAGUCGCCAACUCAGAGGCCUCUACCGCAGGAGCAGAAGCAGAGACCAUUAUCAAUCCGAAUUCUGGGCCUCAACCAGCCAGUAGCUCAGCAGCUGUAUUCACGUCGACCGCGACGGAAAGCUCCAUCGCUUUUAGUGCUUCCGUUGGCUCUGUUCCUUCGACGACGGUACUCGGCAAUACUGCGCUCAGUUCCUUCGUCAUUUCAGACAUCUUCUACACUGGGACCAACUCGUUCACCUCGCCCAUCCCGCUGACGACUCUAUCUGCUGACCUCGGCAGCCCUAUGACUGUGAUACUGUUACAGCCGUCAUCGGCCAUUGGCUCAACUGGCAACCCUGUCGGUGGUUCUGGCUCAACUAGUUCGCUGGCAACUGGGUCAAGCCCGACAACGAGCGCGUCUCCUUUCAGUAAUGUUGCUGGCACGGCUUUCUCAACUAUCGCCAGUACGUCUGUUCUUGCUGAUUCAAGCAUCAGCACCACAGCUUCUUCUGAGCGCUUUUCCAACCAAUCUCCCUUUGGUACACCCCCAGAUUCAGCGGUGACAACCCCUCUUGCCACGGUCUUCGUUGACUACACAGGCACUGGAGUUCCAAGCGAGUUUUUGACGCUAAGAACGACUUCGGGGACCGUGGUGAUUCAACGACCUCGACCUCUGACGACUGUGCAGACUUUCUACUCUGGAAGCGUUUCCAUUGCAAUUCUCACAAUCAUUCCGUCCGGGACCGAGGCUGCCACCAUCGUCUUUGGGGUUCCAUCGCCGGUAAACACAACGCCCGUCACGAGCUUCAGUCAAGAAUCACUCAGCGUGGAAUUGCCGUCAAGCACAAACUCGAUUGACACACUCAUUUCCGCGGACCCCCAGAUAAUUGUGAGUAGCACUGCCAGGUCAUCAACACCAGUCGCGGUUCCGGGGACAUCUACUGGUACGAAUCAAACUUCAAGUGAGCUGGUUGCGGACCCGACUUCACAGAUUUCGUCACCUAUCUCCUCGACCCGGUCCUCUAGUUCGGAAACCAUUUCAUCCUCCAACAAUUCUGGUGCGGGCUCUCCCGCGUUAUCCGCAAUUCUUUCUCGAGUAUCCUCAACUUUGACGUCUUUGGAUUCGACCAUAGAGUCGUCUUCAUCAGUACUAGCUCAGCCACAAGCAACCUCACUGAGUAGCUUGACGGCUUCAUCUACCGCUAAUACGGCAACGGCAACGACAGUUACAGACGCCGCUCUAACAUCGAAUUCCGUCUCGGAGUCGAGCAGUUCGUCAUUCAGCCCCAUUCUCUCGGGCUCAGUUGCCCCAACUGCAUCUUCAUCCCAAAGUACCAGCUCAGGAGCCAUCAGCUUGAGUAUUAUCAGCUUAGAUGUCUCGACUUCAGACCCAUCAAGUCAAGGGUCUGGCACCUUUACCUCAAACACGCCCCCUCCGUCCUUGCUGAGCACAUCGAUUUCAAUUACAGCUGAUCCGAACCUGAUAAGCUCAAUACUUUCCACUGCAACUUCAUUAUCUACAUCGGACGCAGCCUUUUCAGCGAGCAGCGGUGGCCUCUCUCUUUCAGCAACCGUCGAGGUGUCUGUCGAAUCGACCGUCUCUUCAACCGCUGCAAGAACACCCUCCACGCCAUCCACCAGUCCAAGCACUUCGCUCUCCUCUGUUCUAGAUAUUUUAAGCGAUACCACAGCUUCCUCUUUUUCUUCUUCAAGCGGAUCAGGAUCACAGAGUUCGACUUCGUCAGACGCUACAGCCAGUACAUCACCCAGCUCCGAGCUCUCAAUCCAAAAUGGACCUUCAUCCAACUUGGCGAGCACGGAUGUUCCUGCCCCAUCUGACUCGGUGGUCUCCUCUACUGCGCUUCCCAACAUUCUUAGCAGCCUUUCCGAAAGCAUAGAGUCUUCUUCAACUCUCAUCUCGUCAUCCUCGGGUACUUCCACGUCUACCGGGACAGAUUCGACGACUGCGGAGACUAAUGCUGUUUCCAACGACUCAUCGGCACAGAGUAUGAACCCAGUAUCUUCUAACCCUUCUGAUUCAAGCACCUCCUCGCUCGACCCAGGCAUAUCUGUCGGUUCUAGCGGUCUUAUCGGAUCGACCACAACAUCCGGGCUUAGCUUAGUAACCCCGACAGCAACAGUUGUGACCUCUGUGGUCGUGUUCACUGGAACUGAGUCCUUCACAGGCACAGGAUUGGUUCCUCUCACCACCAUUUAUCCAAGUAAUAGUGAGGCCCCGACGGUAGUCUUUGGGGCGGCUAGAGAACUCUUUUCUUCCGUUGCUGUUCCGUACUCUGGUACGGGUAUCAUCACUGGACCUCAGCAAGUGAGCAUUGUAUUGCCCAGUGGCUCGGACUCACUGGUGCUUGGAACCAUUGUCUACGCAACGCCUGACCCUUUUGUCACGUCUGAGGUAGACUACACAGGAACAGGCACUCUGGUCUCGCCUCUACCGUUGACCACCAUCUACCAGUCUGGCACGGUACCGGGGACCGUCAUUUUGGCAAGGCCGGCUAUCUUUGCCACGUCUAGUACCAGCUCGUCCACCCAUUCCACUGCUUCGAGCGAGUCUUCCAUUUCUAUUGAGCUUAGUACGACAUCACAGUCUAGGAGUUCGAGUGACAGUAAUGCGUCAUUAGAAACGAGCUCCUCGUUCGCAUCAAGUUCUCAACUGGAAUCUACCCCAUCGUCCACUUCUUCUGAAAGCUUGUUGGGACCGAGCAAUAUCCCAGAGUCUACCACCUCAAGCACGCCUACUGUCUUAGCUGAAUCUGGCACAGCGAGCGAGUCCCAGUCACCGUCAAGCGAACUUGCAUCGACAGCCCCAUCAACCACGUCCGAAGGUGUCAGCUCGACGAUCGGUGAGCUGAGUUCUUCUACAAUCAUCUCAGCUUCUUCAAUUGGUUCCAGUUCGAGCCUAGGACCAUCAAGUUCUAUCGCAGCAUUAACCGACGCCAGCCUCUCGACCGGUGUCAGCCCCGAUCCGGCGUUUCUGAGCACGUCUCCAAUCUCGAUAAGCGAUUCAACUUCUCCGACCUUAACGGCUGAAAGCUCCAUCUCCUCGAGCCGAACGACCCUUUCGACUGUGCCAGAUACCACCACAAGCCAGAGGAGCCCUUUCUCGACGGAGAUAAGCAGUUCGUCGCAGGCGCCUGAAAUAAGUAGUCAGCAGUCGAGCGACUUCACAGCGUUGUCUAGUUCAACAGCAUCGUCCACUACUCCUCUUCCUGCUUUCAGCAGUACCACUGAGUCUUCGUCAAUCGAGGCCGCAACUUCGCCGUCAACAGCUGACGCUAGCAUGACAAGUUCGAGCAGCAGCACAGACAGUACUGGCAUGCUCGAAGCUACCACGGGGUUUGAAGCAACCAGUGGCGCAACAUCAAGUAGCGGAGUUGAAAGCGGCAGCGCCACUGACACUGGAACAACAGGGGCGGCCUUCGCUUCCCUACUGACCACAAGUGGUUCGAGCUCUUCGAGUGAUAUUGCAGCUACGUCAAACAUUGCCGACCCCAGGAGUAGUAGUACUUUAUCCGAUGUUCUCAGUUCCGAGACCAGCGUCAGCACUUCAAUUAGUAUCGAAUCCGAAGCUAGUAGUGCCACCUCUAUGGAUACUACCACAACGGAACUUACCUCUUCCACAUCCACCAUUGCUUCGAGCUUGGCCAUCGAGUCCCUCACAACGCCGAUAGUCACCACCUCAGAGACAACGAGCAACGAUAUCAGCCGCAGCAUCUCAACCACCAGCAUCACUAGUGAGUCAGAUCAGAGUAGCAGCACCAGCGAUAUCGAGACAGUAUCGACAUCAUAUGCCUCUCUCAUACCCACCACCGAUGCGAGCUCUUUGUCUGGCAUCUCCAUCACAGCAGGUGGGACAACCUCAGAGCCCAGCAGCUCGGUUGCGGAUAUCACCAGUUUGAUCUCAAGCACCGACAUACCUCCGACAACUCCCACAAGUCUUUUCUCCGAAGCAACCAGUACUUCUUCAGAAGCCACGACCUCCACUGGUGAUCCACCGAGCACGCCCAGUAGCUCGCUCGCAGAUGCUGCAUCAUCACUCUCGCUGACUGAUGCCGAUACAGUCACCUCUAGCUCUUUGCUCCCGACAAGCAGCGGCCUGGCAACAGCUACACCCAUCUCUUCUGAGACUUCACCAGUUUCAAUCACGACAGCAUCUGUGGAUGCUGCUUCAUACGUCACGUCGCAACUCAUUUACACCGGCCCUUCUUCGCUGUCUGGGCCUCUCCCGUUGAGCACUAUCCAGCCAACGAAUGGGUCCCCAGGCACUGUUAUUUUGGCAUUUCCAGCAUCAUUCUACACCACUUCAACGUCAAUUUACACUGAAGGCGACUCUUACAUCGUUCCGUCUGCCAUUAGCACAGUUGCACCGUCUGGAAUAGCCAAGGGGACUGUCAUAUUUGCAGCUCGCUACGCGGUGGCUCGAGUUGUGUAUUCAGGAACUUCAGUCAUCACAGAGGCCAUCCCUGUGGCGACCUACCCAGGCAGUGGAACAAUAAUUGGCACCAUUGUCUACGCUUAUCCUCCGCCAAGUUUGGCAACGUCCGAGGAGUCCACGAGCGGAGCAUCUACCACUGCAUCUACAGAACCCCUCAGUUCGAUCACUCCUCAAGUCAACUCGACUUCGUCAACUUCCUCCGACGUUAACUUCUCUUCGACCCCGUCAAGUAGCUCAACUUUAUCUACCUUCAACCUUUGGAUCGACGACAGAGGAGCGGACAACGUCGAGCGGGCUACCUUCCGGGAUUACAUCAUCACCAUCGAUCGAUUUUACGGACUCCUCAGCUUCAUUGACUUCGUCUACAGCUGA
Molecule: messenger RNA, 7572 nt
Organism: Colletotrichum orchidophilum
Lineage: Eukaryota; Fungi; Ascomycota; Sordariomycetes; Glomerellales; Glomerellaceae
Exons: 2
Coding region: 1-7572 (2523 amino acids)
Source: RefSeq, a predicted model, not a curated record